GAUUUCCCCUCUCUCUCCAUCUGUCUGAUUAUCCUCCUGUGAGGACCCUUCAUACCUACAUUCCGUUUAUCUGCUUCUCUGCUCCUUCACAUCUGGUGUUUGACGAUGUCCAGCGUGAAGAAAACGACAAAGACUUUCUCAUCAGCCUCUGCAAGCCACUAUGGCUUCAGAGAUAGCACCCCCUUCAACAAGACCUACACCGAGAGCUACAGCUACUUCAGAGGGGCUGGUUUGGGUUCUGGUGCCAGCGUGACCCUUCCAGUAACAGCGGUCACCGUCAACAAAAGCCUCCUGGCUCCCUUGAACCUGGAGAUUGACCCUGAGAUCCAGGCAGUCAGAAUUCAUGAGAAGGAACAGAUUAAGACCCUCAACAAUCGCUUUGCAUCCUUCAUUGACAAGGUGCGUUUCCUGGAGCAGCAGAAUAAAAUGCUAGAGACCAAAUGGAGUCUCCUGCAGGAAAAGACCACCAGCCGCUCCAACGUUGACGGCUUAUUUGAGGUCUACAUCUCCAACCUGCGCAGACAGCUGGAUGGCCUGGGAAGUCAGAAACUGCGUCUGGAGUCUGAACUGAACAACAUGCAGGGCUUGGUGGAGGACUUCAAACAUAAGUACGAAGAAGAGAUCAACAAACGCAACGAGUGUGAGAACAACUUUGUGCUCAUCAAAAAGGAUGCUGAUGGGGCAUUCAUAACGAAGGUAGAGCUGGAGGCUACACUUGAUGGCCUGCUUGAUGAGAUUCAGUUCUUAAGACAGAUCUAUGAACAGGAGCUGCAUGAGCUACAGUCUCAGGUCAAGGACACAUCCGUGAUUGUGGAAAUGGACAACAGCAGGAACCUGGAUAUGGAUUCCAUUGUGGCUGACGUUCGCGCUCAAUAUGAAGAAAUUGCAAACCGCAACCGAGCUGAAGCAGAGAACUGGUACAAACUGAAGUAUGAAGAGCUACAAGUGUCAGUCACUAAAUAUGGUGACAACCUGAAAAGCACCAAAGCUGAGAUCGCUGAACAUACACGCAAAAUCCAGCGUGUGCAGUCUGAGAUUGAUGCUGUCAAGGGACUGCGUUCUAAUCAGGAGGCUCAGAUCACAGAGGCAGAGGAGCGGGGAGAGGUCGCUGUGAGAGAUGCUAGGCUUCGUGUUAAGGACCUGGAGGACGCCCUCCAGAGGGCGAAGCAUGACAUGGCCCGGCAGGUGCGCGAGUACCAGUCACUAAUGAACAUCAAACUGGCUCUGGACAUCGAGAUCGCCACCUACAGGAAACUGCUGGAGGGAGAAGAGAGCAGGUUGGUACGUGGAGUCCAGGCCGUCAGUAUCUCCAGACAGACCUCAUACCAACCCCACCUGCUAGAAAGCAGCAUCGUCUCAGUCCACGGUGCCGAUGCUCGUCCUCGGCUUGCUGUUUGCGACUUUGGUACUACUAACUACACCAGUGCCAGCACCAUCACCCAAACCAAGAAGACCAUCAUUGCAUCACAGGAGACCCGCGCACUGGAGGUGAAGGGAGAUGCUGUGGAUAAACUGGAGGUUGCUGAGUAGUGAUCUCAUUCAGCCUUUUAGAAACCUUGGUUGAUGAAAUCAUUUGGUGCUUGCAAAUAUUAUUUUCCAUAUACAAUCUUAUAAAAGUAGUGUAGUAUAACCCCACAUGAUUCCCUACAUACUAUUCCAUUUGUUAUAAGUGAUUUCUUUGAUAAUUAUACUGUAUACUUAAAAUAACCCUUAUGCAGUUUUCACAUAGGUUCUGACAUUCACCAGUGUUUUCUUAUUUGUGAUACAAAUACAAUGGAAGACAUCAAAAUAAGAGCAUAACAAUUAGCAAUUUAAACAAUCCAUAGGAAGAUUCUGGUGAAUUGAGGCCAAUUUUUUGUUUUUGCAUGUUCUGGCUUAAAAUAUGUGAAAGCCUGUUAUAAUGAACCACAACUUGUUUCCAUUAUAGUGUCCAACAAUAAAGUUAUCCCUAAAAACAUA
This is a messenger RNA of Astyanax mexicanus (Mexican tetra), 1959 nucleotides long. RefSeq names its product keratin, type II cytoskeletal 8. The transcript is spliced from 9 exons. Gene Ontology annotation, cellular component: keratin filament. Lineage: Eukaryota; Metazoa; Chordata; Actinopteri; Characiformes; Acestrorhamphidae. Gene Ontology annotation, molecular function: structural constituent of skin epidermis. Gene Ontology annotation, biological process: keratinization; intermediate filament organization. The coding region runs from base 106 to 1530 and encodes 474 amino acids. The record is from RefSeq and is a predicted model, not a curated record.